UCUCUUAAAGCCCACGCUCGUACCGGUGUCAUUUAAUUUGGAAAGCUAUUAUUGGAAAUAGCGGUUAGUUAAAAAUGAACCAAAAUGUACGAGUUGUUUCUCCGGAAAGCGAUUCCAAGUGUGUCUUCGAUACAUGCUGCUGCUGUAUACCACUGAGGACGGGAUGCCUGAUCCUCGCAUACCUGCAAUUGGUUAGCUUUAUAGUAGCUGGUAUUUUCGGCUUGUUGAGCCUGGCAGCCGGGCUGGUGGUGAUAAACUCCGAGGUUGAAGAGGAUAGCAAAUACCUUGGCAAAGUGAUCGUAAUUUUCGGCGCUCUAACUCUGGUCGCCAUACUGAUCGCUUUGCCGUUCACCAUACUUCUCCUCGUUGGACUACACAAGGAGAAACGCAACCACAUCAGGGUCUACCUCAUAUUCGCUGUUGUUUGCCUGGUGCUGAAUGUAAUUCUCCAGAUCAGUAAAUUCUCCGGAGGCUACGCUUCACCCAAGGAGAUCCCAUCGUCGAUAGUGUCCAUCCUGCUCACAAUCUACUUCCUGCUCGUGCUGAGGAGCCAGUACAUCAAGAUGGGGCUCAGUACUAACAACGUGGCGAUGCAGCAGUACCACCCCGAAGGCCACCUGAUGAACGAGCCAAAAGUUUAACUCGUUCAACCAUGUUCAUUCACUAAGCAAUGCUUCAAUAAGUGUUCCAGUGGCGUAGGUUAAGUUAACACUGCCCAGUGCUAUGGCAGAAAGUCGCCCCGUUUUUUUUUAUAAAUGAGUUAGAUGCAUAAGAUUUCAGUCUGUACAGACUUCCUGUUCGCCGCGGUUUCGAAAACACCUACCUCGAGAGCCGUUGCUCCCGGUUAUUAUUACAUUGUGAAAAUAGGCGUUAAAGCCCACACAUCCGCAUUGGGGCAGUCGAGUCGAGAGUUUUCAGAGCGUACCCACCACGCUCUGAAAACUCUCGACUCGACUCCGAUAAGAGAGGAGGCCUGUGCCCACCAGGGACGUUUAUGGGCUGCGGAUGUUAACGGUCUGCGGAUGAAUACCAUGCCCGUCUUAAAGAUAUAUACUAUCACUAUGCUUAAUUUGUUGUUAAGAUCGGUUAAACCGUGCUUAUGUUUCAAAAAUUUUAAUCCCGCGGAUACGUUUUCUGGUGAUUUUAUAUAUUGCGAUUUUGUGUAUUACGUCAAUAAAGCGCUUUUUGUUUUUGAAUUAGUUUUUAAUCUCAGGAACUAUAAGAGAGUUUUAAAACAAAAUUGCCAGAUAAUUAAAAAGGUUAUAUUACAAUCAUCGUGCGUCGCGUCGCCACGCCAUCCAUAAGCCCGCCGAUAUAGAUGAUGUUUCACAUCGAAACAGUUUUGCGUUGAAUAGCUUUUAAUAACGGUUAUCAUAUAUCCAUCGUAAAUAGCCUAUCAGAGUUAUUGAACAGUCCACUGUUGUACUAAAGUCCCCCAAUGGGAGGGUUUGUAAUAUAUGGUAGUAGUAGCACAGAGAUCGCUGCUGGCCGUUAAUAGUUCUAUUCCCUUAGUCACUUCGUACGACACCCGGGAACACGUGGGAAGCGAAAGUGUGCUGACAAAAGUAUUCUGAUCUGACGGCCAGUGGAAAUGUAACUAAACACGGCAUAGCCAUUCCCGUGUUAUGCGACGCUCAUUUGUAAGGCUCUAAUAUUUCGGAGUAAUGGAGAAACUAAUGUUUAGCAAGCGUGCCAUAAAUAAUACCUACAUGAUUUUUAAUUACCAUACUUAAAAAACCAAUGAUGAUUGCAAAGGAACGCGUUGGAAACCAAGAAACUGAGGUUAUGAAAAUUACCCGCGGUAUGUAUGUCCGUCUUUGAAAAGCAAGUUGCAGGCUGAGCUAAAAACGAAUAACAGUAACAUUACCUUGGGCAUUACUUAAAAAAUGCAGGACAGGAUAAAAUGUAUCCCCUAUUUUCAAAAACAGUGACACAUAUAUCUUUAUUUAAAUCGAGCCAAAAUAUCAUCAAUUAAUGAGUUUCAAACAAACUUUGUUACGUUUAAAUCUGUUGUAAUAGUGGAAUUUCAAAUACCUAUCUCAGUAGAUGGUUCCGUCAGUAAAUAAUUUUCAAGAGAACACCUCUGGAUAUUUCUAAGGAUAUCUUUCAUCAUAUACACAGGCUAAUACUUUUUGAGUAAACCAGUGCAAUCGUUUUUACUGAAAUAAAUCAGAUACAG
Pararge aegeria (speckled wood butterfly) is the source of this 2179-nucleotide messenger RNA. RefSeq lists its product as uncharacterized. The coding region runs from base 75 to 641 and encodes 188 amino acids. The record is from RefSeq and is a predicted model, not a curated record. The transcript has 5 exons. NCBI's taxonomy places the organism in Eukaryota, Metazoa, Arthropoda, Insecta, Lepidoptera, Nymphalidae.